Messenger RNA from Suillus subaureus, 1485 nucleotides. RefSeq lists its product as uncharacterized. The transcript is spliced from 6 exons. The record is from RefSeq and is a predicted model, not a curated record. The coding region runs from base 1 to 1485 and encodes 494 amino acids. NCBI's taxonomy places the organism in Eukaryota, Fungi, Basidiomycota, Agaricomycetes, Boletales, Suillaceae.
AUGCAUGUCUGGUGCCCCAAGCUCCUUGCCUGGGAGGCCUUAGGUGACCAUACCUUUGAUCUCCCACUUGCUGCUCCUCCCUCCACAGGUCUGAUUCCAGUGGACCUUCCCUCCCCACCCAUCCAUGCCAGCAAUGUCACUGGUCCCUCCACCAGCACCACCACUGAGUUCUGGGACAAGGGGAAAGGUAAGGCCAUUGAUGCUGACCUGGAGCCCAAGGUGGAAGGGAGCUGGAAGAGGAAGUCUCCCAUGAUUUUGGGACUCUCCUCCCAACUGCCAAAGUCUGUGAUGAAGACUCGCAAGCGUGCGAAGUCCUCUUGCUGGGUGACAUCCAAGCCCCUAGUGGACUUGGAAGAUGAGGAAGACAUGGGUAUUCAGCCAUUGUUGGGUGGAGUGCCGGAUGUCAUCCUUCCCCGGCUCUCCAAUUUGCCUAGAUCACCCCGGGUUCAGAUCAAAAAGCCCUUUGGCCCUGCUACAGUGAUUGCCAGCAGUCACCCAGUGGUCAUCAAGCCCUCCCAGCCAACUCCUGAAAGCCUGGUGGAGGCACCCCCAGUCAUCAAUGGAGGUGAUAUUCUCAUUCCUGGACCAGUGAAACAACCCAUGCCAGGCUUGCACCAAGCUAAACUGGGACUGUACAACUCGGUUGGACAAGAGGACCAGGAAUCCAUGUAUGUUGUGCAUCCACUGCACAACAAAGAAGAUCAAGUGCAUCCCAGCGACCAUGGGUACCCCACCAAAACGCAUUCAUGGGUCCUCUACCACCCGGAACACAAGGUCCAGGAUGCCCUCCAAGGCUCCCUCCAAAGCUCCCCCCACCUCCCAAUCCAAGGCCCAGACUCACAAACUCCGGGUGUCAUGGCUGUGACAACCCCCAAGACCCAGAUGCAUGGUUGCAGCAAGACCAUCACUGCCAUCAAGGCACCUGCACCUGCACCAGCUUCACCUCCAUCUUCAAGUUCGGCAGUCCCUGCUGCAGCACUCAACCUGCCCAUGCCAGAUCUACAUGCCAUGGCAAUUGCAAUUCAGGAUGGCGCAGCUCACAUCACCAUUCUCAAGGCUUGUGUGGCAGAGCAGGAUAGUAAGAUUGAUACCCUGCAAUGCCUCCAUGAAGGCCUUAGGCACGAAAUCGUCGACCAGCACCCCACAUUCCCACUUCCAGAACCUCUGGCCAAUGCAACAUCCUUGUUGCUUGAUCAAUCCAUCCCCCUGUCCAUGUCACCAUCCACAUCUGCACUCCUCCCUCUCAUUGAUCUCUCAAUUGGAGAGAUGAUGCCCGCACCCCCGAAAUUUGAGGAUGCCUCUGCCAUUGAGGGCCUCCUGUUUGAGUACAACCAGGUUGUUCAACCAGAGCUUCCAGAUACAUCCAGUGAAAAUGUGGACCCAGGUGAUCCGGGCAACCUGGUCCCAGAAUAUGAUUCUUCCAAUGACAUGGAUGUUGAGGUGAAGGUUGAAGUGUCUUCUGAGGAGGUUGACAUGGCUACAUAA